This is a messenger RNA of Musa acuminata AAA Group (dessert banana), 1956 nucleotides long. Its product is annotated as probable chlorophyll(ide) b reductase NYC1, chloroplastic. The transcript is spliced from 10 exons. Bases 124 to 1740 code for a protein of 538 amino acids. Gene Ontology annotation, biological process: chlorophyll catabolic process; PSII associated light-harvesting complex II catabolic process. Lineage: Eukaryota; Viridiplantae; Streptophyta; Magnoliopsida; Zingiberales; Musaceae. Gene Ontology annotation, molecular function: chlorophyll(ide) b reductase activity. The record is from RefSeq and is a predicted model, not a curated record.
GGGAUAGCGCGGCUUCCCUUCAACGUGUGGCCGCCGCCCUCCUCCUCUUUGCCUGCGAGAUAUUUGCACUCCAAGUCCCCCUCUCCUUAUAUUUGCCAAUCCUUCAGGUCGUGGUGGCAGCCAAUGCCGCCGCCCCUUGCCAUGGCCACCGCCUCUGCUCAGCUCCACCUUCACCUCGCUGCUGACUUCUUCGACCAUCUCGGCUCCAAGGACGUGACCCGACGUAUCCGCGGCCCGAGGCUUCGGCCGCGCUUCGACCGGAACCCGGCCACUUACGACGGACUGUCCUUCUUGGGGCCAAGAAUUUGCCGCCAGAGGGCGAUCCCGCCUCUUCCCUGCCGAUCCUUUAGGUCGGAGAACAGUAGGGAGGAGAGCGACGGCAGGAUGGCGGUGGUGAAGGAAGAGAGGGAAUCGAGGCAGUUGAAGCGCAAGGGUGCUCUUUACUCUUUCAAAUCGAUGCUCGUUAGGCUUUCGGGUUCGGAUUCGAGACCCGCGGGGCAGUACAGGAAGUACGUGGAGAAAACGGAAGAAAUUUUCUUCUCGUUCAUAACACAGUUAGGAAGAUAUCUUGUCACCAUGAUGAGUACUGAAGUUAUACUUGCAACUGGAUUUCAGUUGUCAGGUGGGGACAGUCAGAUGAAUACUCUGAUUUGGUAUAGCUGGCUUGGUGGAAUUAUUAUUGGAACAAUGAUAGGUGCAAACAUGGUUCUAGAAGAACAUUGCAAAGCCGGGCCACGAAAUGUUGUUGUCACUGGAAGCACAAGGGGGUUAGGCAAGGCACUUGCUCGUGAGUUUCUUCUAUCAGGAGACCGUGUUGUCAUUGCGUCCCGCAGCCCUGAAUCAGUUCAUCAGACGGUGGAAGAGCUAAGGGAAAACCUAAAGGAGGGUAUUUCUGUUUCUGGAAAUAAAGCCAGAAAAAAUUUAUCUCAUGCUAUGGUUGUUGGUAUUGCCUGUGAUGUUUGUAAACCAGAGGAUGUAAGAAAGUUGGCAAACUUUGCUGUAGCUGAAUUGGGUUCAGUGGACAUCUGGAUCAACAAUGCUGGCACUAACAAAGGUUUCAGACCUUUGCUGCAGUUCACAGAUGAUGAUAUUGACCAGAUCGUCUCGACAAACUUGGUUGGUUCUUUACUCUGUACAAGAGAAGCAAUUCGUGUCUUGGGGUCCCAAGGCAAGGGGGGGCACAUAUUCAACAUGGAUGGGGCAGGUUCUGGGGGAUCAAGCACACCGUUGACAGCUGUAUAUGGAUCAACUAAGUGUGGCCUUCGACAGCUCCAAGCAUCACUUUUUAAAGAAUGCAAGCGUUCCAAGGUUGGAGUCCACACAGCAUCUCCAGGAAUGGUUCUUACAGAUCUACUUUUGAGCGGUUCAACACUUCGAAACAAACAAAUGUUCAACAUCAUCUGUGAGCUUCCAGAAACAGUAGCUAGAACUUUGGUGCCAAGGAUGCGCGUCGUGAAGGGAAAUGGAAAGGCUAUUAAUUACUUAACACCACCUCGAAUAUUACUUGCUUUGGUUACCGCUUGGCUUCGUCGAGGUCGAUGGUUUGAUGAGCAGGGAAGGGCAUUGUACGCAGCCGAGGCUGACAGGAUCCGCAACUGGGCUGAGAGCCGUGCACGAUUCUCUUUCACGGAUGCCAUGGAGAUGUAUGCAGAGAACACCUGGGUCUCCGUUUUCUCGCUAUCAGUUGUCUGUGCCUUCAUCAUGCUCUCCAGUUCUGGCACUGCUUUCCCCGGCACAUGAUUUGGAGGAUCAACAACAUGAAACAAGAUCUCUUCAUACAGCUAAUUUUUUUCCAAUUGAUGCAAGAUACUUCAGGCUUGGACAAGGGUCAGGUGAGACACUGCAGGUCAGUGUAAAGCUCCUCUCCUUAUUUACUAACCAUGUAGAUAGUGCUUAAUGUCAGAGUCAAUCUUACAAUGUAAGCCACCUUUUAUAGAUGUCAUUUGUUUUUCUUCA